AUGCCAUCAGACUCUUCCUCCAGCGGCUCAGGCCUGUCCGCCCUCGCUGUCCGUAACAGCGUAGCUAUAAACACGGACGUUUGCCGGCAGCUCGCUCAGGCGCCCUUCGAUCUCAAGAACAUCUUCCGGACAGAGGGUUUCGAUGGAGUGUCUCGCUGGGUCGUUAGAUGGGCUGACUUGUGCGACACUGUUCUCCGCGUCCAUGCCUUUGGUCUUAUGGCGGAGACAACGCGUCAACAAGCUCUCAUUGCAUGCAACCGAUGCCUAGCGAUAGGGAUCCCCGGUGUUGACGCACUCGAUGCUGAAGUGGCUCGCAUUCGUGAGGUUCUUGACCCCUACAAUGCAUUCCCGACAAACACUCUAUCAAUACCGUGA
Cantharellus anzutake is the source of this 375-nucleotide messenger RNA. RefSeq lists its product as uncharacterized. Lineage: Eukaryota; Fungi; Basidiomycota; Agaricomycetes; Cantharellales; Hydnaceae. The transcript has 3 exons. Bases 1 to 375 code for a protein of 124 amino acids. The record is from RefSeq and is a predicted model, not a curated record.